This is a messenger RNA of Mytilus californianus (California mussel), 607 nucleotides long. RefSeq names its product S-adenosylmethionine-dependent methyltransferase Rv2258c-like. Lineage: Eukaryota; Metazoa; Mollusca; Bivalvia; Mytilida; Mytilidae. The transcript is spliced from 4 exons. The record is from RefSeq and is a predicted model, not a curated record. Bases 80 to 607 code for a protein of 175 amino acids.
CCCAUUGCUUUAUGUGCUAUAUAUACCAGCCAGUCUAGUUAAAAACCACCAUUUUGUCGAUUGACAAUUCUUAUUGAAGAUGUUAGCAUCUAGAAUAAAAGUUUCAAGUUACAGAAGUCCCAUAUUGGAACCUGAGGAAUAUGCAGAUAGAUUUUCUUCAACUGUGACGAAUGGUUUUAUUGCUUUAGAAAUAGCAAUAGGUUAUAAACUAGGACUCUUUUGUUCGCUGAAUGAAUUUACUUCCCCAGUUACAACAACAGAGCUCGCUAUAUCAUGCAAAUUGAAAGAAAGAUAUGUCAGAGAAUGGUUAGGAUGUAUGUCAGCAGCUGGUUUCGUUAGUAUAACACCCGAUGAUAAAUACUUCAUACCGGAAGCAUGCAAACCUCAUACAGAAUCGAGUAAACUCGCCAGUGUUUUUCCGCAUAUAGCUGCGAAUACCUCCUCAGUAUUAGAAUGUUUCAAAGAGGACGGACCAAAAGGAUAUGAUUACAGUAACCAGUUGGAUACCUUGAUGUGGUUGGACCAUGACAAGAAAUCAUGUGAUAGUAAAUGGAUUAAUGAAAACUUAUUUCCGGUUGGACACAUAGAAACAGGUAUUAAACAAUAA